AUGCCCUACAGGAGGAGGGACGGGAAGCAGCAUGUGAUCGUGAGCAUACCAGAGGGCGCAGUGCCCGGCCAAACGAUGCAGGCGACCAGUCCUGAGGGAUUCAACUUUGCGUUUCAAGUGCCUGCUGGUGUUGGACCAGGCGGGCUGAUCCAAGUUGAGAUCCCUCAAGCGCUCCAGCAGCAGAGGAGAUUGAUCCAGGUGAAGGUCCCUGAAGGUGUCAUAGCUGGCCAAGAGAUCCAGUCACCAGGGCUUUGCCCCCAACGGGAUGAAGUUCAAGUGCUACGUGCCCAACGCAGCAGUAGGCAUGCUCCUCCUCCCGAUCAAAUCAGCGAACUUACGGGAGCAACAGCGGGCGGAACCAUCUUCGUGAUGCUGCCGGAGCAGCAGCAGAGCGCUGAGAGCAUGGCGGGUGGUCAACUGUCAGUUGUGAUCCCACCAGAUGCCAAACCUGGGCAGCGGCUGCAGGCCCUCGCACCCGACGGCUCCUCCUUCUUCUUUGAAGUUCCCAGCCAAGUAUCCCCUCAACACACCAUCAUCGUCACUCUUCCUCCCAAGAACAACCAGCCUAACCAAAACCAAAACCACAACCACAACCAUCACAGCCAGCAGCCACAGCAGCAGAACCCCCCGAUCGCGGCAAGUGUACGCGGAACGAGCAACGCGCAGGAGGGCGAAUCAAGUUCAUGGACUGAUGAUUACCUACACGACCUUCCGGUCUGCAUUUUGAUUGCUGUCGAUUGA
Guillardia theta CCMP2712 is the source of this 741-nucleotide messenger RNA. RefSeq lists its product as hypothetical. The record is from RefSeq and is a predicted model, not a curated record. Lineage: Eukaryota; Cryptophyceae; Pyrenomonadales; Geminigeraceae. The coding region runs from base 1 to 741 and encodes 246 amino acids. The transcript is spliced from 9 exons.